AUGCGAAACUCUUCAUCUUUCCUCAACAAACAAGCCAUUCACGAUCCCUACGAGAAGCCGGACAGGUACGGAGAGACAUCGAAGGGCGGGGUAUUCGUUGCCAAGAUGAAGGACAGCUGGGCUUCCCAGACCUCGAGGUCAAGAUGGCUCAAGAUGGGCGCCAUCGCCAUGCUUGUCAUCUGCAUGUUCUACUGGCUCGCUCCUAGCGGUGUCCGCCUCUCCAAGCAAGUGGCCACCACCGACGGCCAGACCGCGUCCGACGACAGCUAUGGAACCGACAAGUGCACAAAGUCGUAUUCGCGCGAGAAGCCCCUGGUCCAGUACGUCCUCAUGAUUGAUGCCGGCAGCACUGGAUCGCGCAUCCACGUCUACAAGUUCAACAACUGCGGACCCACCCCCGAGCUCGAGCACGAGGAGUUCGCCAUGACCGCCAAGGAGGUCGGCGGCCUCAGCAACUUCAAGGACAGCCCUGUCGAUGCCGCCAAGAGCCUCGACCCCCUCCUCAAGGUUGCCCUCGACUCCGUCCCCGAAAAGCUCCAGGGCUGUGCCCCCAUUGCCGUCAAGGCCACCGCCGGUCUGCGCAUGAUUGGCAACGAAGCCGCCGAUGCCAUCCUCAAGGAGGUCCGUAGGCACCUCGAGGUCGACUACCCCUUCCCCGUCGUAUCUGAGGAGAACGAUGGUGUCGUCAUCAUGCCCGGCUCCGAGGAGGGAGUUUACGCCUGGAUCACCACAAAUUAUCUGCUCGGCAAGAUUGGCGGCCCCGACCACAGCGAAACGGCUGCCGUCUUCGACCUCGGCGGCGGCUCCACCCAGAUCGUCUUCGAGCCUACCUUCAAGGGAGCGGCCGACGGCGGCAUGCCCGAGAAGCUGGCCGAGGGCGAUCACAAGUACGAGCUCGACUUUGGCGGCCGCAAAUUCGAACUGUACCAGCAUUCCCACCUGGGCUACGGCCUCAUGUCCGCCCGCAAGGCCAUCCACCAGACCCUCGUCGCCGACGUUGCCGCCUCCAAGGGCGCUACCGAUGACACCUGGAUGUCCCAGCCCAUCGUUCACCCCUGCUUCUCGGCUGGUAUGUCGAGCGAGAUCGACGUGGAGUAUGACGGCAAGAACCGCAAGUUCAGCUUCGUCGGCCCCUCUUCCUCGUCGUCGGCCCAGUGCCGCAACCUGGCCGAGAAGAUCCUCCAGAAGGAAGCCGCCUGCGAGCUGGCCCCUUGCUCCUUCAACGGUGUCCACCAGCCCUCGCUCGCAAAGACCUUCUCCCACGCGGACGUUUACAUCUUCUCCUACUUCUACGACCGCACAAAGGUCAUCGGCAUGCCCGACUCCUUUACCCUCCGCGAGAUGCAUGAUCUUGCCGGCACCGUCUGCCAGGGCAAGUCUGGCUGGGACGUCUUUAGCAACAUCCCCGGAGCCAUCGACGAGCUGGCCGACCGCCCUGAGCACUGCCUUGAUCUCAACUUCAUGCUGGCCCUGCUCCACACCGGCUACGAGAUGCCCCUUGAGCGGGAGGUUAAGAUUGCCAAGAAGAUCAAGAACAAUGAGCUUGGAUGGUGUCUUGGUGCCAGUUUGCCUCUUCUCCAGACCAACUCGGGAUGGAAGUGCAAGAUUACCCAGACUCAUUAA
Messenger RNA from Geosmithia morbida, 1623 nucleotides. RefSeq names its product guanosine-diphosphatase. Gene Ontology annotation, cellular component: Golgi apparatus; membrane. Gene Ontology annotation, biological process: protein N-linked glycosylation; nucleoside diphosphate catabolic process. Gene Ontology annotation, molecular function: UDP phosphatase activity; GDP phosphatase activity. NCBI's taxonomy places the organism in Eukaryota, Fungi, Ascomycota, Sordariomycetes, Hypocreales, Bionectriaceae. The transcript has 3 exons. The record is from RefSeq and is a predicted model, not a curated record. The coding region runs from base 1 to 1623 and encodes 540 amino acids.